CAGUCAUGAGAAAUUAAGAAAACGCCUCCUUUUGCUUAAAUCGUUGUUUUUGUUCUUCACUCCCGGAUUAUUCCGAUUUUUAAUCUUCAUAUAUGUCUUCGUGUUAAAAAAAAAAAUGUAAAAUUUGGUGUUAAAGUGUACUGCUUAUCACUGUUCCAUCUUAUUCAAAGUACAGUCUAAAAUGGAUGAACCAGACAAAACUUCUUCCAACCAUUGCCAAAAAAAUGAAGAUCAAAAUUCUUCAGAACCGAACUCUCCCACCCUGGAAACAGUUUCUGGAUUUUCUACGUGUUCAUCACCUGUGCCUCCUGAACCAUUUGAGCCUUUAUUUUCUGCAAAAUUUUCUGGUGCUGUGGAAAAAGAUGGAGAUGUGGUGAAAUACACAAUAAAAGUAACAAAGGAAGCUGAUCAAACACAGUAUAUAAUAAACAGGCAAUAUGAAGAUUUUGAAUGGCUUGAACAUUGUUUAUUGACUUCAAAUCCUCUACCUGGUCUCAUUAUUCCUCCAUUGCCACCUAAACCUGCGAUAACAUCAGAAAUGGCUGAAGCAAAAUCUAAAAAACAGUUAGGAAAUGAUACAAAAACUCUCAUUGGAGACCAGUUCAACAAGGAUUGUUUACAACUGGAACAGUAUUUACGUCUUCUACUUUCUCAUUGCUUAUUUGGGAAAGAUGAAGCAUUAGAAAAAUUUUUAACUGAGAAAGAACCUCCACCUAGAGCUAAAGUUAAACGAGGUAUUUUCUCAAGAAUAUCUGAAUCUUUUGAAGGAAGGAAAAGUACCCAUCGGGAUUGUGAAGAAUUUUUUCAAAAAGAGAGAGAUUGGAUAACUAAAUAUAGUGUACAAAUCAAAGAAACCAGUGAGGCCUUCAAUUCCAUUGUAUAUUCCCAGCAAAGACUGUGUGGUGUGCUUGGCCAUUUAGCUACUGCUUUAACACUCAGUCAAGGUUCUGCCCAAAAUAUGGCUAAACUGGGUUCAAGACUAUGUAGUUUAUUUUCUGAAGCAUUGGAAGAUUCUAGACAUGGCUUGCAAGUUCUUUCCUAUAAUGAUGAAAAUUCAUUAGGAGCAUACCUUUCACUUUAUACUAGAUAUAUUGAGGCUGAAAGAGAAAUGUUAUUGCAGCGAACCUGUUUGCUUGUUGAGUAUGAAAAUGCCAAUAAAGCAUUAGACAAAGCAAAGCCUCAGAAAAAACAAGCUGCUGAAGAUGCUAAACUAGCUGCUGAAAAAGCAUUUGAAGAUUGUUCUGAUGUUGCUAGGCAAGAAAUUAAAAAAUUUCACCGACAAAGGGUCAAAAUGUUUCAAGAAAGCUUGGAAAAAUUUGCUGAAGCCCAACUAAGAAAUGCAAGAGACGUGACAGCAAUGCUAGCAAAAUCUUUAACAAAAAUUAAGCAAUUUGAAUUAACAGAAGAAUAAACUGUCUGAACAAGAGAAGUGAAAAGCAGCUUGCAGGAGAUGCAUUACAUGUGAUUGCUGGAAAGAAAACGUUACUUAGUACAUUCCGACGCUAGAUAAGAUCGAUUUUAAUUAGACAAUAUAUUGUAAUUGUAUAUAAUUGUAUGUUUGUAUUAUAAUUCAACAAUUAAAACUAUUGUUUUUCAA
This is a messenger RNA of Uloborus diversus, 1597 nucleotides long. RefSeq names its product sorting nexin-32-like. NCBI's taxonomy places the organism in Eukaryota, Metazoa, Arthropoda, Arachnida, Araneae, Uloboridae. The record is from RefSeq and is a predicted model, not a curated record. Bases 182 to 1411 code for a protein of 409 amino acids. Gene Ontology annotation, molecular function: phosphatidylinositol binding. The transcript is spliced from 15 exons.